Dentiscutata erythropus is the source of this 135-nucleotide messenger RNA. NCBI's taxonomy places the organism in Eukaryota, Fungi, Glomeromycota, Glomeromycetes, Diversisporales, Gigasporaceae. The record is from the annotation of a GenBank genome assembly.
AAGGAAUAGCUGCUCAAACAGUUUGGCAAGAACACCAAGAAUUGUUAUCAGCUGAUUAUAUAAAUAGAAAAGGAAAUACACAACAAGGAAAAUAUGAAGCACUAAUGUGGAUUACAAAUUUUUUAGAAGAACAUG